Pseudoliparis swirei is the source of this 1492-nucleotide messenger RNA. RefSeq names its product E3 ubiquitin-protein ligase TRIM47-like. The coding region runs from base 419 to 1492 and encodes 357 amino acids. The record is from RefSeq and is a predicted model, not a curated record. Gene Ontology annotation, molecular function: zinc ion binding. The transcript has 7 exons. NCBI's taxonomy places the organism in Eukaryota, Metazoa, Chordata, Actinopteri, Perciformes, Liparidae.
CUCUACGUGCGCUCUACGUGUGCUCUACGUAGAGCACACGUAGACUCUACGUGUGCUCUACGUAGAGCACACGUAGAGUCUACGUGUGCUAGUACAUGAAUACUCGCGUGAACUUGUACGUGUGGCUCCCCGCGGUUAGCUUUCUGCUCAAGCUAACCGUAUCCGUUCAAACGAGAACUUUAUUUACACGGAGCGACGUCACAAAGGCUUCACCCUUUAUCCUCUUCAUCCUCUUCAUCCUCAUGGACCCCAUGGAGGCUCCAAUGGGUGGCCCCCCCUUGACGGCUAUCAGAUGACAAUAGGUGGCUAAAUGAAGGCUUACAGAAGGCUAGCUGACGGCUAGCUGACAGCUAGCUGACAGAAAGCUAAAGACGGCUAUAUAGCAGGCAGCUAACGGUUAGCAUGGCCCAGCAGCGUGAUGGCGGCGGCGGCCCUGUUCUCGGAGCAGGAGCUCACCUGCUCCAUCUGCCUGGACGUGUUCCAGGAGCCCGUGUCCACGCCCUGCGGACACAACUACUGCCAGGCGUGCAUCGGCGGCUACUGGGCCUCCAGCCGCGCGGUCAGCUGUCCGCUCUGCAAGCGGCAGUUCGAGGAGCGGCCGCAGCUCGCCGUCAACAAGGUGUUCGCCCUCAUCGCCCACAACUACAAGGCGUCCCGCUGCGGCGCGGCGCCGGGCGAGGAGGAGGAGGAGGAGGAAGAGCAGGUGUGGUGUGACAUGUGCACGGGGGUCAAGAGGCCGGCGCUCAGCUCCUGCCUCACCUGCACCGCCUCCUACUGCGAGGAGCACCUGCAGCCGCACCGGAGCUCCGCCUUCUACGCCAGGCACCCGCUGAGGGACCCCCGCGAGGCCCUGGAGGGCCGCACAUGCCCCGCCCACCGCCGCCUGCUGGAGGUUUACUGUCGGUCGUGUCAGCGCUGCGUCUGUGCCGUCUGCGUCCUGGAGGAGCACCGCACACACCUCACGGUGUCGGUGCAGACGGAGAGGCUCGGGAAACAGACACGUGGCGAGGAGGAGCAGGAGAUCCUGAAGCGGAUCCGGGAGAAGGAGGCGCAUGUGAGCCAGCUGAAGAGGAGGCUGGAGGGAGUGAAGAAUUACGCAGACGGAGAGCGAAGGGAGGUGGAGCUCCUCCUGGACCAGGUGUCCAGCUCCUUAGACGGGAUCCGGUCUCAGGUGGUGGGCGGGAUCGAGAGCCAGCUGGAGGGCGUGAUGUUGAAGGGGGAGGGGCUAGUGAGCCGGCUGGAGGCGGAGCUUGGCCAGCUGGCAGACUGCAGAGCCACGCUGGAGGUCCAGGCUGUGAGUCAGGACCACAUCGGCUUCCUGCAGAGCUUCAAGGAGGCCACCGCUCCUCUGGAGGAGGAGCAGGAGGAGCAGGAGGAGCAGGAGGAGGACUUGUGCCCACUUCCAGCUGGCGGAGGUGAAGGAGCCUACGGAGGUCAGAUGGAGGACAAGAUGGGGGCGGCCUCAGAGGCCCAGAGAGCAUGCUCAGUCUGA